This is a messenger RNA of Trichophyton verrucosum HKI 0517, 465 nucleotides long. RefSeq lists its product as uncharacterized. Lineage: Eukaryota; Fungi; Ascomycota; Eurotiomycetes; Onygenales; Arthrodermataceae. Gene Ontology annotation, molecular function: metal ion binding. Gene Ontology annotation, biological process: superoxide metabolic process. The transcript has a single exon. The record is from RefSeq and is a predicted model, not a curated record. The coding region runs from base 1 to 465 and encodes 154 amino acids.
AUGGUACAAGUCUCCAGCGGCCUGACAAUAUUCGACCUGACGAUCAACGGGCUCUCGCCGGGGCGAUACUGGGCCACUAUCCGUGAGACAGGAGACGUCUCCCGCGGCCCCGAGUCCACCGGUGGGGUCUGGGAAGCCGUCAAAGAGCUGAAAGAGAAGCAGCAACAAGGCAGCAGCGGCAGCGGCAGUGAUCCACGGGGAGUUGUGGGCAGUGUGGACGUGGACGAGAACGGCAAAGGCAAUGUCUUCCUGGACCGGCCGAUAGCCGUGUGGGAGAUGAUCGGACGCAGCAUGGUGGUAUCAAGGCAGCGCGAGGGCCCCUUCAGCAUCGAUGACGAAGACACCAUCGUCGGCGUCGUAGCUCGCAGUGCCGGCGUCUGGGACAACGAGAAGAUGGUGUGUUCAUGCUCGGGCAAGAACGUAUGGGAAGAGCGCGAGGAGCAGCGCUCCAGGGGGAUUGUCUGA